Histoplasma mississippiense is the source of this 3906-nucleotide messenger RNA. RefSeq lists its product as hypothetical. Bases 1 to 3906 code for a protein of 1301 amino acids. Gene Ontology annotation, cellular component: nuclear pore. The transcript has 6 exons. NCBI's taxonomy places the organism in Eukaryota, Fungi, Ascomycota, Eurotiomycetes, Onygenales, Ajellomycetaceae. Gene Ontology annotation, molecular function: structural constituent of nuclear pore. The record is from RefSeq and is a predicted model, not a curated record.
AUGCUCAAAAUAUACAAGGAGACCAGGGUCGACACGCGACAAACCGCACCGGCAUCAAUUGUAAACAUCCCAAUCCCAUCCUCCAGCAAUGGUCACGGCAACCCUCAACAGCGACGUACCAAAUUCUCCCUCUUACCGUCGACUUCUAAUACGGCGUACUCAGAUGACACGACGAAGGAUGAAGACACAUUCGUGAAGCGCUAUCUAGCCUCACAGGGUGCAGUUUAUUUCCGCCAGCGGAAAACAUACCCACGCAGCUUCCUCUGGCGAGUCGUAGGCGGCAGCGAUGAUGGCGACGAUAGGUUUCUCGAGAUCAAGUCUGUGGACUUGACAAAAGGUGCUAGCGAGUCGACGACUACGGGAACGGCGACCUCUGCGACGAACAAUAGCAACAGUAACAACCACCCACAUCCACAUCAUGAGGCAAACCUACUGCUACGGCUCGAGUUCCCGGAGAAGAUAGUACCGCACGGCGUUGCGCUGGCGGAUUCGGAGGAUCAUGAAGUUCUGAGUUUGUUCGUUGUCACGAGGGAUAGGCACUUGUACACCAUUAGUCUACGGCAGGAGUUCUUUAGACGGGUCGCAGCGAUUGAUGAGAACGUGCCCGAUUGGUGUAAACUAUCUUAUGAAAGAUCAAAUUGGUCUGCGAUCACCUUCGAUGAGAAGCCAUGGGGCUCCUCGCUGCGUGGACUCGUUAAAUGGAAUGGUCACCAGCAGAUACGCUAUGACGGGCGAGUUUUAGAUCCAAAUACUUCAAAUGCAAUUGCCACAACCUCUGACCAUGCCUUCGUGUUCGUCGUCGGUCUCAAUCAUACAUUAAAGAUUUGGAAUUUGGCAAGCCAUAAGCUGGCUGCAUCGAGGGAUUUAUUAAACCGCCCAGUCCAACAGCAAGAUGCUGCACCUGCAACCCUGAAUCCGUCUGAGUCUGCAUUUAUUCGCGUUUUCAAUGCUGAAAGGGUGAUCGAGGGUGAAACAUAUUAUGCCGUCACUUACUCACCUCUUGACGACGGCCAGUUUAAAUUUUGGGCUGUGAAGGGUGGGUUGGGAUCGCAAUUGGAGGUACAAGAUCUUUUUCCAGACUCCAAAUUGAAACCUGUGGACCCGGACCCUUCAGGCAGUGUGUUUUGGAAUAUUGCAGAUUUUCAAAUAAAGUCCAUGGAAGAAGGAAGACAUAUGGUCCUUUGGGUACUCUGGAGAAACAACAACCUCUAUCAAGUUUACAGCCUGCAUUUUAACCUGGAUGAUUUGGAAUCGGCAUGGCGCCGUAAUUGGACCGGAAUGGCCUUAGAGACAAGCAGUGACGAACCACCCCCGAGUUUCCUGCUAUCUGACAUUGCGGAUCCCGCGGAGAAAUGGCUGGAAUAUCUUUUCUGUCCCGGCAGAUACUCUCGUGAAAUCCUUGCGACAUCUCUUGCUAUUUACCAGGAUGCGAUGAAAAUUAAACCGACACCUAGAAACAACAAAAAAUUCACUCCCCUCCAGCAACAGCUCUACUCGACCAUUUCGGAAUCGGUGACGCUCCGAAAAUUCAGCGAGGCUGGAGUCGACUAUACAAAGUAUCGACGAGAAACAGAUACCAAAUGGCGGCAGUUUUGGCAAAUUGCCGAUGAUCUGAAUAGAAAACGAAACGAGGCGAUCUCGCUAAGUUAUGACGCGUUUACGGAUAUUCCAUGGCUACUCUUUUCUGAUGGAAAUUUGGAUAAGGAGUUGAGAGACUCAGAUCUGGCGGCGGCACUUAUUGCAGCUGCUGCAUCAUUUAGAAAAAAAUUCACUCCAGAGCUCAGUCAUGCCUGCGCAACCGCAUUGAAUGCGGAGCUUUUUACCGAGCCUUCUCUAUCAGCGGCUCAACGGAUUGCUGCGUUUCAUGCACAGAGUAAAUUCGCCGAGCUCAUUACAGACGAUAUGUUUGAUAGCAUGUUUGCGAGUGUUGAGAUAGCCAUCGGGUUUAAAAAGCUCAGCACCGAACUCUUUCUUUCAAUUAUCGAUACGAUGCCCCUUGGAUUCCCAGGGAAGGAUUCUGAACUUCUAUCAACAGAUUUUGGGCGGAUGGUUCUAUAUGACCUUCUACUACUGACCGUUUUCGUCGAGACUGAGUUGACCCAGGAAGAUGGCGUGCUGUUUGAUGGGGUAGACCUGUUUGUGACCCUGAUUGAGAUGCUAAAAGAAUAUGAGAUGAUGAUCUGGUUGGGAUCAAAUGUUCGACCGUGGCAUGGAAAUCCACCCCAUGGCAGGACAAGCAAUGCGAUGUCACCCACAGUUCCCGAAGGGACAGGCGCGGACAAAGGAGAGCCCCGAUUAUCCACCAUUCUUGAAGACCUUUUCGCCUGCCAUAUCAAGCCACGCCCGACAUUCGGCGUUCCUCAAACGUUUACCCUCACCCAACAAAUUCGAGACGUUGUGUCUUGGAUCACAAGACAGGGUGAAGUGUCGUUUCCGAAUGUUUUAGUCUUUAUUCAAUGCGACCUCCUGGCUUCGGGUAACAUUGACCUAGCCUCUGACUUUUUACGCUUCCAGCCUAAUACCGCCUGGUCUACUUACGUCAAGGGAAGACUAUAUGUAGCGAAAUCCGAGUUCGAUUCAGCGACUAUCUAUUUCCAAAAAGCUGCGUAUAUCCUUUCCCACGGAAAGGCAGUUGGGAACCUUCAUGAAAUGUCUUCCAACCUUCUUGAUAUAAUAUCCGUCAACAGCUUUUAUAACGGGUUGCCUAAAUACUUUCAGCACAUUCUUUCACUUUUCGAGCAGGCACGGGCUUUUGCGCAUGUUGCCGAUUUUGCCCGCCUUGCUCUCCAGGCCCUGGAAUCUGACCCAAGGAAAAACGAACCUGACUCUGAUUACAUAUAUCUCCGGACUGACCUUCUUUCCCGUCUGUUCCAUGCAUCUCUAAAGACCUGUCGUUUUGAUGAAGCCUACUCUGCACUCUCACGAUACACAGAUGCUGCAUUGCAGAAGUCCGCUCUCACCGCUUUAAUCACCACUAUUCUAGCUGCUUCAGGGCCAGGUAUUUCUGGCCUCCAAAGGAUUCUUCGAUUUCCGAUAUCGUUGGCGCCAAAUCUGGCCUCCCACGUCGACGAAAUCCUCCUAUCGCUCGCGAAGAAACAAUCUACUCACGGUCGAUCACAAGGACAAGCUCUACCCACAGCAACAUCUUGGCAAGAAAAUUCCGAUAUCCCAGAUUACCAGCGCGUUCUCCAAGCCUACCGGGUGGCGCGCAAUGAUAUCCGUGGCGCAGCAGAAGUGUCCUAUCAAGCCGUCCAGCGCCUACGCGAGAUGAGGGAUCGCGGUUUCUACUCGACACGCGCGUUGAUGAUGCGACGAAACGCGAACGAAGCGGCAGCAACUCAACAUCCGGAAAUUAGUGAGGAAGACUUGGAAAGCAAGAACCUGCGAAAUGAGCUCCUAUCUCUGAUAAACCUUCUUGCAUGUAUGGAUAAGAAUGAAAAUUAUAUCCUAGUCGAGGCUCCUACUCCGCAACACAACGCUCAUCUACGAGGUGGUAGUAUCAUUAAUAAUGCUGCUGCUGCUGCUGCUGCUGGUGGUGGUGAUAAUGAUGGCGAUGAUGAUGAUGUCUCCGCAUUCUUCGAUUCUACCAUGGCGACAAAGUCCCCGCGGACCUCUUUUUCACUGCCGUCCCCCGCGCACGAUGUUAUUUAUUCCCCACGCUCAAGUGUUGGUGCGGGUGAGAGGAAAUUAAGCAUAACGUCAUCGCAGCACUCUACAGGCCAGCAAUCAAAGCUUCCUAAACGUAUCAUCGUGACAUUGGAAGAUCUGCGAAAGGAGUACCAAGCGGAAUUAGACCGGGUGAGCAGGAUUGAGAAUGGCGAUUGGGAAUUUGGUUUUGUUGACAGUGGGGCGCCGGAUAUGCACGAUGAUAGUCUGAAUAAUGUGGAAGCGAUGGAUAUUAUGUGA